AAAAUGGAAGGUGAUGUGUUGGAAGUUUUGGAAAAUGACGAUAUUUUUCAACAGUUUUUGAAUGAAGAAUUUGACGUAAAGGCUCAUGCUAAUAGAUUGAUACAGACAGUAGCUAUCUCAGAACAGCUGGGAAAAUUAGCCGAGGGUAUUUCAUUAUUGGAUAGAGAAAUACAUUCACAGAUUGUGACCCAUCAUGGAGAUUUAUUAUCUCAAGCCACCAGUGUGGAAACUCUUGAAGGGGUGUUACAGAUGAUGCAGACCAGAAUUCAGUCGUUACUGGCCGCCAUGGAUCGAGUCAGAUCGAAGGUAAAUGAACCCUACAAUAAAAUAUUGGCCAGAACAACUCAACUUCGACAUUUACAGGAAACAUGUGAUAUUUUAAGAAGAAUUAUAAGAAUCAUAUAUCUAAGUAAACGUCUACACGGCCAACUACAGGGUGGAUCACGAGAAAUAACUAAAGCUGCUCAGAGUCUGAAUGAACUAGAUUAUGUAUGUGAAGGUGUAGAUCUAACUGGUAUUGAGAUAAUAGAACAAGAUAGAAGAUUCUGUAAACAGGCCAGGAAGGAAGUGGAAUCUCAGGCCCAGAAAAUGUUAGAACAAGGCAUGGAAACACAGAAUCAAGCCCAAGUAUCAACAUCUUUACAAGUUUUUCACAACCUGGGUUCCCUUCAUAAUGUGGUAGAUAAAGUUGUACUGAGUGUGAAGGAGACUCUCCAUAGUAAUAUUAGAACAGGGCUGGAUGCUAAAUUAAUUUCUACUUCACAGUCCAAUAAAGGUGCUCCUGGAAGAGCUGCCAUGCCUACACCAGGAAAUACUGCUGCAUUCCGAGCUACUCUAUGGACCAAUAUGGAGAAAUUGAUGGACAAUAUUUAUGCCUCUUGUGCUCAGAUUCAACAUUUACAGAAAGUUUUAGUGAAAAAGAGAGAUCCUGUUACUCAUGUUUGUUUUAUAGAAGAAUUAGCUAUGCAUAGAAACGGGGAUGUAAAUUUUAUGCAGGAAUUCUGGGAAUCUGUAACAGCCAUGUUGUUAACAGAAUUUACUGACGCUGCCAGUGGUUCACCAUUUCUGAAGCAAGCUUUUGAAGGAGAAUACCCCAAGUUACUACGGUUAUAUAAUGAUUUAUGGAAACGUCUGCAUCAGUUCUCUGUUUCCAUGGUAACAGCUAGUAGUAACCUUGAUCCUGGUUUAACAGAUGAUGAUGGUAGCCAUGACAAUUUCUUUUUGGUGUCUGCUAGAUCUAAUUCUAAAGACACUUAUGAUUCUGAGAUGGCUUUAAGAAAUACGUUGAGUAAAUUUGAAACAGCCUAUUUAUCCAAGUCUCUGUCUCGACUUCAUGAUCCUAUCAACUUGGUGUUCUCUAGUAAUGUUAAUCCACCUACUCCUGAAGAAGUUGAAAAUAUCAUUAAAACUAUUAACAGUGAGUUGAACGUGUCUACUGUAGAUAAUAAAUUAAGUAUAACUGUAGCUAAAAACGUGGCUAACACCAUCAAAUUAUUCUGUGUUAAAAGUGAACAGUUGCUGGCUACUGGUGGAGAAGCUAGUCAAGUUAUAGGACCACCCACUGUAGGACAGACACGAAAUGCUGCAGUUGUUAACACUCUAUAUCAACUACAUGACUCUGUCACCAAGGUUGUAGAAGGUAUUAAACAUUUUCCUGUUGAAGCUAUAGAUAGUAUAAUAGAAUCACAGAAGGGUAUCAUUGUAUUGAUGGGCAGUGCUAUUAACCCACUAUUAUCAUCUAUAUUAGAUGCUCUUGAAGCUAUUAUAUUAACCAUACAUCAAGAGGACUUCUCCGGAGGAGCCCCUCCAGCUGGUCAGACAGAAGCACCCUGUUCAUUAUACAUGAGAGAACUACAAGGUUUUGUAUCAAGAUGUUCUAUAGAAUAUAUCUCACAGUUCCAUUGUCAACAAUUUAUCAUGGAAAGUCUUCAGCCAUUAGCAUGUAGAUGCACUGAGUUGUUUAUUCGACAUGCUAGUUUAAUUCGUCCUAUAGGGGACGGGGGUAAACUACGUCUAGCUGCAGAUUUUGCUCAGAUGGAACUGGCAAUUUCGCCAUUUUGUCGUAGAAUAUCUGAUAUGGGGAAAACUUACAAACUUUUACGUGCUUUCAGACCGUUAUUAUUCCAAACAACAGAACAUCUAAUAAAGAGUCCAGCUAUAGGAGAAAUCAUUCCUUACAGUGCAGUGUUACAUUAUCUAUUUGCCCGGGCACCUGUCGAGUUAAAAUCACCACACCAGGCCUCUGAUUGGUCAAUCAGUCGCUACUCACAAUGGUUAGAAAGUCACCCACUGGAAUCAGACAGGCUGCAAUUUAUCAAAGGUGCUCUAGAAGCGUAUGUGAAGAAUGUUCGUCAGAGACAAGGGAAAGAAUAUGCUGAUGUGUACCCCAUCAUGAUUGACUUAUUACAACGUGGACUCCAAUCUACUAGUGCUAGCUAGUUUUAUAAGACACACUUGUAUUGGUAUCUUCAAGCUAUUGCAAAAUUCGUCUUUUACCUUAUACUGCAUAUAGCCUCCUUUCUUGUAUCAAUGAUUGUAGCAAUUUGAUUGGAUUGUAAUCCAGAGAGUACAGCCAAUCAGCCCUUGAACAUUAUGGCUUAUUGUUUUUCGUCAGACUUUAUGUCAAGGCCUCUGAUUGGCUGCAUUUACAAACUUCUGUGACACAAGAACAGUGGCUAUUGCAGUAUAAGACAGAAGUUUUACAUGACACAUUUUUAUCUAUUGUUCAAUACAGAUACAAAAUUUGUUUAUUUCUGAAAAAAGGCAUUUAUAAUGCUAUGUUUGUUUGUUUUCAUGCUAAAUUUUGGUGCAUAAACAUCUUUUUCUAAAUUAUAUAAUAAAUAAGAAGCAAAACUCAAAGUAUAUAAGCUUUGUUUAUUUACAGUUGUUAUAUAAUUUGUACAUAUUGGGGGUGAAAUAUUGUUAAUUUAUAGAACUGGGGAAAUAAACUUUAAUAUAUGCACUGUU
Messenger RNA from Lottia gigantea (owl limpet), 2967 nucleotides. RefSeq lists its product as hypothetical. The transcript has 20 exons. NCBI's taxonomy places the organism in Eukaryota, Metazoa, Mollusca, Gastropoda, Lottiidae. Gene Ontology annotation, cellular component: COG complex. The record is from RefSeq and is a predicted model, not a curated record. Gene Ontology annotation, biological process: intra-Golgi vesicle-mediated transport. The coding region runs from base 4 to 2439 and encodes 811 amino acids.